UGUGUGAGUGUGUGUUAGUCAAUAUGGCCGACUGGGUCAAGUUCAAGAGCAGGAUGAAAAAUAUGUUUGGUAAUAUCGGUGUGUCAGAUUCGGAUAAUAAAAAUCGACAAAUCGUAAUUGAUAUUGCCGAUGAUAAUAAAAAGUUUGGAAAAUGUUUGGAUGAAAGGAUAGACAACAAGGACGAUGGUGGUGGUCCUGGGGGUGGACAGGAAUUGGUUGAAGUAUUUUUGGAGAAUAAUACUUCAAACGUUGUUAAUAAUUUUAAUGAUAAUAAUAGCGAAGCUAAAAGGCUCGUGGAUAAAAGCAACGAUCAAUGGUUAGAACCAGGAUCCAGGAUACGUCAAGAAGCUAAAGAUGAAUUAUUGACGGAUAAUACUGCGAGUAAUUCACCAAAAAGACCGAUUAGUUUUUACAAGGAUGAUACUUCAAGUCCGCAAAAAAUGAAAAAAAAUGUAUUCAGCGAAAGGAAUACGAAUUUUGUGUCACCAACGAGAAUAUCGUCCAAGGGUGAUUGUCAGUCACCUACAGAAAAAAGUACGGAAAGAUUGGUCAAUGGUAAACCACCUAAGGAAGAAAAACAACAACAUCAUGUACAAUUUAACAAAGAUUCUAAAAAACAACAAAAUAAUUUAUCGAAUGGCAAACAAAAACAGCAACAACAGCCACAACAUCCUAGUCCAUCAAUUUCAACAUCAACAACCAACAGUUCAGAGGACAAUUCAACGUUAGAUCAAUUUUGUGAAGCCAGACCACCUGACGGUGGUUGGGGUUGGGUCGUAGUUGCUGCAUCUUUCAUGGUCAAUCUUAUUGCCGAUGGUAUUACAUUUUCGUUCGGUGUUAUUUAUGUGGAAUUUUUAAAUUAUUUCGGUGCUGGUAAAUCGAAAACAGCAUGGAUUGGUAGCCUUUUCAUGGCAAUGCCGUUACUGUCAGGACCAAUUGCAAGUUUUCUUACGGAUCGUUAUGGUUGUAGAAGAGUAUCAGUAGCUGGUAGUGUGUUAGCAACUGUUGGUUUUAUCGUCAGUUCGUUAACCCAAUCAAUGGGUUUAUUGAUAUUCACGUUUGGGGUGGUAUCAGGUUUUGGAUUGUCAUUGUGUUUCGUUGCUGCUGUCGUUAUCGUGGCAUAUUAUUUUGAUAAGAAGAGAUCAUUCGCUACGGGAUUGUCAGUUUGUGGUAGCGGCAUUGGUACUUUUAUAUUUGCUCCGUUAACCCAAUAUCUUUUGGAUGAAUUUGGUUGGAGAGGAACCAUGCUGAUAUUAUCCGGUUUGAUUCUAAAUUUGGCCGUCUGUGGUUUCCUCAUGCGAGAUCCUGAAUGGACAACAACCAGAGCUAAAGCUAAAACUGAAGAGAGGAGGAAAAAUCGUGAGAAGAAAAGAUCAAGAAUGCAAAGUUCAAGUGCCGAUUCAUUUUCCGCAAGUAGUUCAGCCAAUACUACGACUCAAACGCCACACGGUGACACUAAAAGAAGUUUUGCAUCAGCCAAUGCUAUGAUCAUUGAAAAUUUUCGUAACCAAGAGGAAGAGAACAUCAGUGACGAUAAAUUAUUCUCAAGUUUGGUCAGUUUACCGACUUUCGUUAAGAACGGUGAAAAAGUACCGUUGGAAACGUUGGAAUUGUUGAGCAAUCGUAAAAACGUUUACAACGUUUUGUUACAAAAUUAUCCAAAUUUAUUGAUAUCAUCUAAAAGUUUUAGCGAUUCCGGUGCGUUGCAUGAUCAAAUCAGCAUACCAUCGGCUAGAUUUGUACCAACACCUAGUCCUUUAACAGAUUUUAAAAAUGACGAACGAAAGGAUCCUAAUUUGAAGGAGGAUGAAAAAGAAUUGGGAAAACAGGCUGACGCUACGUAUCUAUGGUGGAUGAAAAAGAUUAACUCUGAUAGUCCAUUGCGUCGUUCGAGUACCAUGGAACAUCCUAGAAGAUUACCAACAGCCUAUUUGAAAGAUAUCAGGAUGCACAGGCAUAGUCUUACUUACAGGGGUGCCAUGUUAAACAUCAACAGGUAUCGUUUAAGAGCAUCCAGUUGUCCUGAUAUUUAUAGGAAUUCAAUGACCACCAUAGCCAAGACUAAAUUGGUCUGGUACGCCGGUCUUUGGGAAUUUUGGGACUUGAUUGUCGACAUGUUGGAUUUCUCUCACUUUGCUGAUCCAAGAUUUUUACAUUUUGCUAUUAGUAAUUUUCUUUUACAUACCUGGUAUGACGUACCGUACGUUUAUUUGACGGACAAUGCAAUUGAGAUGGGUUUCAGCGAGACAGACGCUUCCAUUUUGAUUUCGGUUAUUGGUAUUGCCAACAUGAUCGGCGAGAUUAUUCUUGGUUGGGCUGGUGACAGAGAUUGGGCUAAUGCUUCCAUCGUGUAUGCAGGUUGUAUGAUACUUUGUGGUGGUGUCACAGCUAUGAUACCAUUGGUCGUCAAUAAUUAUAUUAUGCUAUGUUUAAUAUCUGGUGCCUUUGGUCUAUUCAUCUCGGCGAAUUAUAGUCUUACAAGUAUCAUACUCGUCGAAAUGAUCACUAUUGAAAGAUUUACCAAUGCCUAUGGACUUUUACUUUUAGUUCAAGGUGUUGCUAAUCUCAUGGGUCCACCAUUAGCUGGGUGGCUCUAUGACAUCACCGGAUCAUACGAUCUCCCCUUCUACUUGGCCGGCUUCUUCAUCGCUUUAAGUGGGGCGUUGCUUUUGGUAAUGCCGCUCAUUUCCCUCUAUAGAAAAUUUAGGUCAGGAAGAAGUUCGAAGGAUGAUGAAGUUGCCAACAAGGAUUUUGCUGAAACGAAUAACGUUUAGAAAAUAAGAAAAAGAACAAAGAAAAAGAAUGAAGAAGAAGAAGAAGAAGAAGAAGAACAAAAAUUGU
Messenger RNA from Polistes dominula (European paper wasp), 2841 nucleotides. RefSeq names its product monocarboxylate transporter 9. The record is from RefSeq and is a predicted model, not a curated record. Gene Ontology annotation, molecular function: monocarboxylic acid transmembrane transporter activity. Gene Ontology annotation, biological process: monocarboxylic acid transport; transmembrane transport. NCBI's taxonomy places the organism in Eukaryota, Metazoa, Arthropoda, Insecta, Hymenoptera, Vespidae.